Vigna angularis (adzuki bean) is the source of this 447-nucleotide messenger RNA. RefSeq names its product gibberellin-regulated protein 14-like. The record is from RefSeq and is a predicted model, not a curated record. Bases 1 to 447 code for a protein of 148 amino acids. The transcript is spliced from 2 exons. Lineage: Eukaryota; Viridiplantae; Streptophyta; Magnoliopsida; Fabales; Fabaceae.
AUGACAGGACAAGGUUCAAAACGUCCUAAUAAAGGAAAGGGGGUAGCAAGGCCUAGAAAGAGGCAACGACAGGUACCAAAGUAUGUACUUAGGGUGCCUGCUAGACUACCUACCACUGUUGUCGGCAGUACAUCAUCUGUGGGGCCUCCUCCUACCCCUACAGUACAGCCUCCUACACCUACAGUAGACCCUACUCCUACACCUUCAGUAGACCCUACUCCUACCCAUGUAGUACACCCUUCUACUAUCCCUGCAACAGACCCUCUUCCUCCUCCUGUAAUUAUAACCCCGACUCCGCCCCCUGUGGUUAUAACCCCCACUCCUGUCCCUGACCCUACUUCUAUACCUUCCUCAUCUGUUAUACCGCCUUCUGACACUGUCACACCAUCUGCUGAUGAAGAUUCAAGUGGAGAUGGUGAAGCGCUUUCAGGUGAACAAUCUAUUUAA